AUGAACGGGAUUAUCCCUGCUGUCUCGAGCGAGGAGCCUUUGAGUAGCGAGAAGUCUGGGUCGGACUCUUUUGGCGCAAACGAUGUGCCGCUGAAGCAUGAAGAUGUUAUAAGUGCUGACAUCCACCAAUUCUUGCCGACCGAAGUAUCGUCCAUGGAAUCUGAUAACGGCGACGACAACGACGAACUACUUGAUGAGAUAAACGAGAAUGAAGUCGAUCCCAGGCUCGUUGCGGAGGCACCACCAGAGCGGGAAAGUCCAGUGAUUGGGGGGACGGGCACUGCAGUGGCAGCGACAGCGGCAACGACAGCUACAACGUCAGACUCGACAGAUAUAAAGGUCUCAGGGGAAUCAUCUUCCACAUCUGCCCCCGCCAAGAAAACGGAAUCCAGCACCACCACCGUCGAGUUCCGUGAUCGCCCUUCUUCAUGUGUAUUCGUUGCAAGUUUGGCUGCUUCACUUUCUGACGACGAAUUAUGCAUUUCUGUCACUGAAAAUUUCAAAAAAUAUGGUAAGCUAGCAAGAGUAAAAGUCUUGCGUGACCGGGCAAACAGGCCAUACGCCUUUGUUCAAUAUACCAAUGACAAAGAUGCUAAACGUGCUUUAAGAAUUGCUAAAGGAACUAUUCUCAAUGGUAGAACAUUACGUUGUGAAUCUGCAAGAGUGAAUCGUACUUUAUAUAUAACACACAAUUCAAUUAUUGAAUUUCGUGAAGUUGUUGCUUUAUGUGCAAAAUUUGGGGAAUUAGAAAAAUUGGUACCGGAUAGAAGCCAAAUUCAAAAUCCAAUUCAAGGUCAAAAUGAUAUUCAAGUUAACGUUAAAAGAUCAACCAAUAAUUCUUCACAUGCUGCGUUUUCAUGGUUUGUUCAACUUGCAUUUAGAGAUGAUGCAAUCAGAGCAUUUGCGAAUUUAAGAUCAUUGUCCAAUUGGAAUGUUGAAUGGGUUCAAAAUAUUGAAGUACCAAAAUACCUGAACUUACUCUCGGUAAAUAAGUUUAAAUCAUUUGAAAAUAACAACGAAAAGACGAAUGAAGACGAAGAUGAUGACGAUGCCGAUGACGAUGACGAUGACGAUGACGAUGACGAUGACGAUCAUGAUGACGAUCAUGAUCAUGAUCAUGAUGAUGGUGAUGACGAUGGCGGCGAAGAUGAUGACCAUUUCGAUCAUCAAUUCAAUCACCACCAAUGCGACCACCAAUUUGAGGACCAAUUCGAUAAGUCUUACAACAGUUUUGAUUCCGCCAUUGUAAACUCUCAUUCCAUUCAUUCAUAUACGAACAGUAUUGGGAAUAAAAAUGAUAAUAUCGAUAAAAAAUCUAUUUUUGUUGGUCAAUUGGAUUCUUCCCUAACAAAAUCACAAUUAUUCGACAGAUUCUCCACGCAUGGCAAAAUUGUUGAUAUCAAUUUAAUCUCUAAAUCAACAAAAGUUUUUGCCUUUAUACAAUUCGAAACUGAAUCAGCUGCAGCAUCUGCAUUAGAAAAGGAAAAUCAUGCAAUUUUUUUAAAUAAAACCAUGCAUGUUCAAUAUAGGGUCAUUGGUGAUAAUUAUGGCAAAAGGUUAACAAGAAAAAAUAAUAGGCAUGAAUAUAAUGGAAGAUCAAAAUCUUUUUCACUUCCUCAAGUUAAUUUAGCACCUCCACCUAUCAAUAUGUGUAGAAGAAGAUCUUUAGAAACUAAUCCUAUGGUACCCUUUAUUCCUAGUUCGCACCAUUUUCAUCCAGAGUUUGAAAUUUCUGGCUACUUACCACAUUUAAGACAUCAAUCAUUAUCGAAUCCUUCUGGUGGUAGCAAUCGCUCUCAUGGCAGAUCUUACAGUUUAAAAAGUGAAACUGAGACCUCAAUAUAUGGUGAUGGUAAUACUGAUGCGAUAUCAGAAGUGUCACAUUCUACAGGUUUAACAAAUUCUGCAAAUACUUUUGAAAGUUUAUCUGCUGGCAGCGUAAAUCAAAACAGUAAUGCUAUUACAGUUAAACCAAUAAUGAAUAACGAUAACAUUCAUUUUGAUCAUAAAAAUCCGUAUAAUAAUAAUUAUACUCAUAUUCCUAAAAAUAACAGUUACAGUUUCAAUUACAAUUAUAACAAUUUUGGCAAAAAAAAAUUUUAUAAACGCCAAAGUUACAAAGAGCCUCCCAGCCCAUUAUAUUUCCAGCCAUAUUAUUAUCAUCCUAUGCACUAUCCUAUGGGACCUAUGGUUCCAGGAUCUCCAAUUCAGCAACCAAAUAGCCCACAUCCAUAUAUGAUGAUGUAUCCAAUGCCACCACCUCCAAGCUCCAAUGUGGAUUCUCCAAUGAUACCCCCAUCACCUGCUACCCAGUCUUCUGCGGAGAUUCCAAAAUCGAAUAAUAAUUCCAUGUCAGCAAGACCACAUUUCAAUCCGUCUGUAUCGAAUAAGUUUGUUCCGGAUUCAAAACAAUUUCAUUUGAAUUAUUGA
Molecule: messenger RNA, 2430 nt
Organism: Zygotorulaspora mrakii
Lineage: Eukaryota; Fungi; Ascomycota; Saccharomycetes; Saccharomycetales; Saccharomycetaceae
Gene: RIM4
Product: Rim4p
Exons: 1
Coding region: 1-2430 (809 amino acids)
Biological process (GO): mRNA splicing, via spliceosome
Cellular component (GO): U12-type spliceosomal complex; precatalytic spliceosome
Molecular function (GO): mRNA binding; snRNA binding
Source: RefSeq, a predicted model, not a curated record